Anopheles darlingi is the source of this 3936-nucleotide messenger RNA. RefSeq names its product nuclear factor of activated T-cells 5-like. Lineage: Eukaryota; Metazoa; Arthropoda; Insecta; Diptera; Culicidae. The coding region runs from base 507 to 3191 and encodes 894 amino acids. The transcript is spliced from 4 exons. The record is from RefSeq and is a predicted model, not a curated record.
CGGCCGCCGCGGACGUCGUCGUGGGGUUUCAGGGCAAACGUGCCGUACAAUAGUGUGUGCAAGUGCAGCGGUGCUCAGUCAAAGCGAAUCUCUGCUGACCUCCUCGCAAAUUGCAGCUCAGUGUUGUGCAGCUCGCAGCACACCGGUUUCGAUCGUUCUGGCAACGUGUAUGGUAUAGAAUCACUCUAAAGCUCCUCUGUUCUCCUAGAGAACGAAAACAGUUCUCGUGUGUGUCCUCCAUUAAGCAGGCAGUGUGGUGUUGCUGAUGAGUGAAAAUUCCAAGUGUUUUUAGUUAAUCCAAACAGUGAUUCAUCCCGAUAUACGGUCGCACGUAAGGCCGCAAAGCGUGUGUUGUGAAUAUGUGAGUCAAUAGACACCCACACAUAGGAGGCUGUGAGUGCGUGUGCGUAUUGUUUGUUCAAACAACGUGAAGAAAGUGUCGACGCUAGAGAGACACAGGUAAAGAACCCCGUGCGUGCGAAUUGCAGUAGGCCUGGCAAGAGAAGAUGCUGGGUUUCAGCAAGAAACCGGGACCACCGGUGCCACCGCGUCCAAGUGCGGCCACGGUUGCAUCGGCGUUGGCGAGACAGCGUGAAAAUUCCCCCUCGCCAACCGGUGCCGCUGGCCAAUUGGUGGUCAAUCGAGGGAUGGCAACACUAAAACCACCACAUCCGGGACGUACCGUCAUCUACAAGUCGCCGGGCUUCGAUCAAUCGCCCGUCGGUUCACCGGUGGCGGCUUCAAGGCGCAACGAUCUGGCCGAUCGUAGCGUGAAUGGAUCGACCGAAGGCCAUGGUUUAAGCCCGCAGCAAAGCCCGAAACCACUGGAACGUGGUAGCGGUGGUAAUGUGAUGUACCGAUCGACGUGCAGCAUCGUCGAGAUCAACAGCUCCAGUUCGGUGUCCAGUUCGGCCUCAUCUUCACCGGUGGCCACCUUGCAGAAGGGCGAUGCACAGAGGCAACAACAGCAACAGCAGCGUAUGCUGGAACCACCGGUAGUUCCGAUCGCUCGCCGGCGUAUCCGUUCCGGGGAGCACGAUGAUCAACCAACGGUGGGUGAAGUGAUCAUCAUCAAUAGUAGCACCGGAGUGGCCGGUGGCCAGCGGAAGGAAAGGAAGGAUUCGACCGGUGGCGAGUGUGACAGUGGUACGGAGCGUGGUGACAGUUCCGGUUCCUCGGCCAGCGCUGGCAGUACGCUGGAGCGCGAGAACAAUCUGCGGAAUCUCGAGAGCGCCAAAAGCAGCCAUUUUACCGAGAUCAUUAUCGGAUCGAAUCAAAGCAGUACGGUGGUGAGGAGUGGCAGCAAACCCAACAUUGCACCGAGGACGGAGGGCGUCGGAACGAUGGCGAUCGGUGGUGGUGGUGGUGGUGAGGUCACGGGACGGAGCAAUAGCUCCGACGGUAACACUGUGAUACGCUCGAGCUCGAUACGGCUCGCGGUCGGUACGACCGGAGCUCCAUUGUACCGUCGCCCCGAACCGGAAGGUGGUGAGCACGUACAACCCCCGACCGACAACCGUUCAACCGGGCAGCAGCAGCCACACGCAAUCACGAAUCUCGCCCCACAGUCCAAAGCGAUGGCGAAGCCACCGACGCUGGUGGUGGGGUCAUUGGAUCCGGCCACACUCGAUUCGAAGCUGAGCGAACAGAAGCUUGCCUUCCAUGAGCUGCUCAUCUCCGAGCUGACCGCUAUGAGGGAGAAGCACCAGCAUCAGCAUCAGCAUCAGCAACAACAACAGUCACAUAAGGUCCAGUCUAUGGAGGAUUCCGUAUCGCCAAUGGAACGAAAAACAUCCCACACGGAAGCAGAGCAUCCCCUUAUUCCGACCACGGUGGUCACUGGAAGUUUCGGUGGCCAUGAUGAUGGUCCGAUUGAUCGGGUCAAUCUGGAGAAGGUUAACCGGCGCCAGCGUUGCCCUUCGGAGCGACGAUCAUCGGGCAGCGAGACGGAGGCGACGAGCCCGAACGGCACCACGAUCCGUUUGCCGAAGAUCCGUACCUCGGACUGGAUCGAGGUGGGCGACAAUGGCAAGCAGGUGGUGCUGUCGAGCUGUCAGAUCAGUCUGGAGGAUUCUGGCAUGGAGGACGAGGAGAAGCUGGACGAUGCAUCGUCCGGUGUCGGCGAUUCGUGGGACAGCGUGAAGGAAGAUGUAGAAUCACGCAUCAAAAUGUCACUCCCCGGGUUGCCACCGUUGCCGAAGAGUCUGAGCGGUUUUGAUCUCGCCGGCGGUGUCCAGUUCCAGUCCAGCCACCAUCACCACCACCAGCAGGCCCAGCAGCAUCAGCAGCAUUCCCAUCACUAUCCGCACCAUUCGCUUCAGCAUCAGCAGCAAUCGGCGCCAGCGCAUCAGGUGCAUCAGCAACAGCAACACGGUACCUUCCACGGCGGCGGUGGUGGUGGUACCGGGGGGCUGUCCUCGCACUCGUCCAACCACCCACCGUCCUCCCAGUCACCGGUGACACUAAACCAUCACCACACGAACCCGUUCAUCCCGAUCGGUUCCUCGACGCUACUGCACGGUAGCAGCAUCGCGUCCCUCGACAGUCAACAGCGUGGCCACUCGCCCGUCAGUGCUCAGCUGUCAUCUGGUAGUGGUAGUGGUGGUGGUGGACGCAAGUCCUCACCGCAACCGAUGGCAAAUACGGCACCACCAACGACGACCUUGGACACCCAGCUGGCAAUCCUGCGACGAGAAAUGUAUGGUCUCCGUCAGUUGGAUCUGUCGCUGCUGUCGCAACUUUGGGCCCUCAAUGAAUCCAUCCAGGAGUUCCGCACGAUACUGCAGGAGCAGGAAACGCUUUCGCCGCCCUCGCCGACACCCUCCAACUCGGACGCCAACUCGGUCUCGUCCGAUGACGACGUGGAUGAGGACGAAUCGUCAGCAACCACCACUAGUAACCAACAACAGCAUCAUCACCAGCAGCAACAGCAACAACAACUGCAUCAACAGCAACAGCUUCGUCUACUGUCCUCAGUCCAUCAUGCGCCGCCACCGCUACAGUCAUCCACGAACAGCAGUCUCGGUAGUAGUAUCGGUAGUGGCAGUGCUGGAAAUGGGACGUUGGCCGCGCAGAACGACUCCGGAGGAUCCUCCAACACGACUAGCCUUUCGUCUUCUGCCUCGUCGCGUAUGCGAGCGCCACCACCGCCUCCGCCGAACAGGAAAGCGCCUAUCUCGAGGCCUGUCUAAUGAUGAGCGAAGAGGAGGUAGAAGAGGGCGAAGAUGUGCGUCAUGUGACAGUGAUUGUUGCCAAUAGUACUCUCUGGAAGCUCUAGUGCAUGGCCGUAGUGCGAGGUAUUCCGAUGUAGCAUCGGAAUGAGAUUUCAAGCGGAAGAUCGGUAGCGAAGGCAGACACAGAAUUGCGAAUCUAAUCAGAGUAAAGCAUAACUUUCACGUUGACUAGUGUGUUUGUCUGUACCGGAAGCGUUAGUAAGACAGAGGCGACAAACGUGGCGUUAGCGUUUAGGCGUACGAAGCAUACCAAAACUCACAUUAAAACAUAAACCAUAAGCAAAUGAAGACGUGCGUACGUGCGUGGGUGGAGAUGAGCCACCGACGCGGAUGAGUGUCUGUUGUUUGUCCCCUGUCGCUCACAGGAAUGUUUAUGAAAGACGUUAUCGAUAUGGAACGGUAGUGACUGUGUGUCAGUUAGUAGAAAGAGGAGGUAACUAGAACUGCGUCUCGUGGGAGAAAGGGGAAAAGGAGAUGAAAGAUAUGGCUCGCAAAAGUCUGUCGCUUGGCGCCAGUGGCAUUUCGGUGUGUUAAGAGAGAAAGAGAGACAUAGGAAAGGGGCAAAUGAAAGGCAGGAGUUACAGCGACUACGACACAACCGCAUUGCUGUACUCUUCUGUACAUAACUAAUUUGCGACUAAAUAAUGUUCCCAAACUAGCGUUAAACUAUAAUGAUGGAAUAAAGUAAAGAGAUUUAAAACUA